CAUAAAAUUAAUCGCUGAAUGCUGGCGCCUCUCCGGGAAUCCCCUGGCACUACGGUUGCCAUGGCAGCGGAAUCUCAACACUCUUCUAACCUUUCCGAGGAGUCAGGGCUGUUGUUUACGUGUGAAUAAUUAAUAAACAGGAGGAAUUAUUCGCCCAGAAAUAAACUAUGAUUAUUAAAAAUAGUUUUGUGCCGUGAUUAGUGAAGUUGUUGACUCAUCAUGAUGUCGUAUUUUUAUGGAACUCCGAUAAACAGUUUGGAGCACAGUAGUAGUGCCAAAAGUGACAAGAAGAAGCAUAGACGCAGAGUUCUCACGAAUGAGUACGAGUUGGAGCCAGUUCAUGGGGGCCGUCAUCGACGUAAACAUUCGUCGAAGAGUCGAUGUUCAUUAAAAUCUAAGGGAGCUGCAAAAUUAAUCAGUGAUAACGAGAAAAUGAUAGCUAAAUUGCAAACAACUCCAGAUUCGGGUUUCAUGGAUGACCUAAGUGAAAAAGAUAACCAGCUGUCAAAAUACAAGACUAAAUGCUCAAAACUCGAUAAAUUACUCCAAACAGUUCAGCUUGAAAAUUCAAAUCUCCAAAAGGCCCUAUCCAAAAACGAAAACGAAUACAAAGAGCUCCACUCCCAUUACGAAGACUUGACGAAGCACGUUCAGUCCCUAGAGCAGGAGAGAACAACCCUAGUGAACGGCUACAAGAAAUUGAAAUCAGAAAACAGUCAGAUGGCUGAAGAUAUUUCACUGCUGAAGGUGUUGAUUUACAAAUUGAACGUGGAGUUGGAGAGAUAUCAGGAUAAACUGCGAGGCAGUCAGUCUCAGGAGGACUCUAGGAGCCCGAGGGGUGAGGAAAGUGACCCAGGGUCAGAGGCCAGGAGAGUGGCUGAGUCCUGGGGUCGAGUGGACACUCACGUUCUCGCACCUCUUCUGGAGGCUUACCAGGAGAAUUUGAGGGAGAAGGACGAGUUGGUUAGGCAGUAUAAGCAUGAAAUGGACGAUUUUAGUGGGCGGUGCAAGGAAAUUGUUGGGGAGAAUGAUGCUUUGAGGAAGGAGAUUGAACAUUUCAAGUCAGAGAUCGACAGGAUGGCAUCAGACAUGAAGACAAUCGAAGAGGACGCCUCCAUAAUAAAGGAGGAGAACGAAAUCCUGACAAAGCAGGCUUCCCUCCAGAAGCAGAAGCUCCACGAGAUCCACUCGAUCUACGAAAAAAAAGUUGAGUCAAUGUCACAGGACAACAAUCAACUGCAUGCAACGUACAUAGCUUGCAAAACAGAACUGAGUAAUGUCCAGGGUAAAUACGAGAUACUGAACGAAGCCUUCGAGAAGUUGAAGAAGAACUCUGAGAGGACAAUGCCAGUGUCUGUACACAGCGAGGCGAUCGAGGAGUGCAAGAGGUUGUUCGAGGAAUUGAAGAGUCAGUAUGAGACGGAGAAGAGAAAGUUGCUGGGGCAGUUGAAGAAAUUUGAGGAGACUAAUCCGGAGAAUGAGAAGAUGUUGGCUGUGGUUAUAGCUGAGAGGGAUCAGCUCAAGGUGUUGGCUAAGAAUCUUGAGAAGAAUUUGAAACGAACUCAGUACAAAUUAGAGUGCAUCCAGGGUUCUAUAUGCUCUAUGCAAGUGGCCAGAGACUCGUUCAAGAGACAAUUGGCUAAAACUACAGAUUACUGCGAUGAACUAGUUAAAGAGCAGGAGAGAUUAUUGUCGGAGAGAAAUGAGCUCUUGUAUCUCUUGGAAGAGAGAGAGAAAGAGAACAAGAAUAUACAGAUGAUAGGUGACAAUAUUGCCCAGCGAAUGAGCACGUUGAAGAGUCAGUUAAAGAAUGUUCAGAAAGGUGCGAAGGAGCAACUGGACACUGUGGAAAAGCACAUGAAGUGCCAGGAGAUGGGAGUGGGUAAGAUCAAAGCAGAUUAUCAUCAUGAGUUACACAGGCUCAAGCAGCUGCUGAAACAAAAGGAGGACGUCAUUGGGAAAUUACAGCGUGAGAAAUUCGCAACUCAGGAUAAUUUAGAGAUGGUGUGGAAGGCUGCCACCAGUGAGGAUAAAAUAGUCAAGGAUGCUCUGAGGAGCACAAAAAUCCAGAAACUUUAAUCAUAGUUGUUAAAUAGCCAUCAACUGAUCCUCUCUCAUUUUCUUUUUCUAGUAAAUUCUUGGGAAUCCUGAUUUUUAAUGGGAUUUGUGGGAUUGGGGUUGAAUCUAGUCGUUGACACUAGUCAUGUAAAAAAUGUAAGAUAAUUACUAGU
This is a messenger RNA of Diachasma alloeum, 2231 nucleotides long. It is a transcript of the gene Cep89, whose product is annotated as protein Cep89 homolog. The record is from RefSeq and is a predicted model, not a curated record. NCBI's taxonomy places the organism in Eukaryota, Metazoa, Arthropoda, Insecta, Hymenoptera, Braconidae. Gene Ontology annotation, biological process: cilium assembly; chemical synaptic transmission; mitochondrion organization. The transcript has 6 exons. Bases 220 to 2079 code for a protein of 619 amino acids. Gene Ontology annotation, cellular component: ciliary transition fiber; centriole.